AUGGAGGGCACUCUAUCAGUGUGUACGGUCAGCGUACAAGGUGUUCUGUUUUGUAUUAAGUCAUUCUUUUCAUAUGCACUAUUUCAAGUGAAAACAGGUGGUUUACCUGUCUACAUUAGUAUCCUAACAGAUUCCCCCUUGCAGCUUCCGACUGGUGUCUUGAGACUUACAGUUCAGCUCCAGCACCGGAAUCGACCCAGUAG
Molecule: messenger RNA, 203 nt
Organism: Rangifer tarandus platyrhynchus (Svalbard reindeer)
Lineage: Eukaryota; Metazoa; Chordata; Mammalia; Artiodactyla; Cervidae
Source: the annotation of a GenBank genome assembly